Molecule: messenger RNA, 1977 nt
Organism: Zychaea mexicana
Lineage: Eukaryota; Fungi; Mucoromycota; Mucoromycetes; Mucorales; Lichtheimiaceae
Exons: 10
Coding region: 1-1977 (658 amino acids)
Source: RefSeq, a predicted model, not a curated record
AUGGCUCUGAGCCAAGCUCAUCUACCGGCCAGCCAACGGGCUUCUACCGAUCAAGCUGCAAACUUGGCGCGCACACUGUAUGGCAAGGUAGUUGUGUCAAAACACAGCAAAGAAGCUGCUUCUCUGGAUGCUACUUCCGUAACAGGGUCAAGUUCCCCCUGGUCCUCGCCUGUCGCUGCUAAAAACAACAAGGGAAAGAAGGAGGUCUCUGCUGGCAAGGUCUGCCGAAUUCAUGGUGCUGGCCGCCAUUCGACAGAAGAAUGCCGCAUGCUGACAGGUUUUAGCAACAAUGGUUCGUCUGGCAAGGUUUCGAAGCACACGAGUGCGUCGUCGUCGUCGUCUGGUGUGGUUCCGAGUGCUGGUUCUGCUGGUUUGGGAGGCUUGUCGUGGCCAUCGUCAGAUGCAACUUUGGCUUCCGAGUCAUCGUCUGCUUCUGGCUCCGCACCAGUCACCCCGGCUUCUGAGCCAAUCCCUUCUCUUCCUUCCUCGGCUCCUGCGCCGAUCCCUGCUGCUGUUGCCUCCGUGGCUCAUACGGCACCAUCACCAUCUUCUGCUCCGUUCUCGUCUCUUUCUUUGAGUAUGAAACCUGGGCGUUUGUUGAUCCGGGUGCCACAUUUUCGGCAAUCACUCCUUCGCUGCGGUCGUUUCUGGAUUUUACACAACGGAAUCACUGCCUCACAUUCUUUUGAAGUCUUUGAAUUCAAUGCUGAUGCCGAAGUAUCUAUUGGCUCAGAUCUCAUGCCUCUUAUUGGUAUUUACUUGAAAGGGCUCGCCUCUUGCUGGCACCGCUCUUCUCGUCCUAGCUUGCCUGAACCAGAAGAUUUACCUGUACCAAACAAUUCUCUUGCUGGUACACCAGAGCAACACAAACAAUUUCUUGAAUCUAUUCAACCUUACAUACAGGAAAAUAUAAACAUUCCUCCUUCUGCUUUUUGCACUCUUCCCGAAUCGGUUGUUCGUAUUCACACACCUGAAGGAAAAGUUGUAAAUCGGCGUCAAUAUCCUUUAGCAGACAAAUUGAUUCCUAUUCUUCAAACACAGAUAGAUCAAUGGUUAGCUGAUGGUAUUAUCAAACACGCUCCUCCUGGUAAUGCAUGGAACAAUCCUAUGACAUUUGCACCCAAAAAGGAUCCGAAAACAGGAUUGCCUACAUCCUAUCGACCUUUGACUACUGAAGAUACUCUAUCCGAAAUGGAAACUAGCAUUACAUCUUGGCUGUUGGAAUUGCUGCAGGAGAAGCAAUCCGAAGAGUUAUGGCGUGACAUUUGUACGGCAUUGAUACAACCUGAAUCAGCUACUUACAGCGAAGAUCUCGAGGCAUUACAUGAACAAAUCACUAUGGCAAAUUCACAUAAAAUGGGCCAUAUCGAUCGCCCUUAUUAUUCGGCAAUGGCACGUAUCUUGACGUAUUGUUUUGAGCAAGGUGAGCUACCCGCAAACCUUGUUCAGAAUCCCGUCAACCUUCUUCAAGUCACCAAUAAGGAACGAUUAGAUAUGAUACAAUAUGAGCUUUCCACUUUAGAACAUUCAAAGGAAGGUCUUCACCGCUUACUUUUCGAGAAACUUUUACCGGAAGAUUGGAGAAUAUUUCUUCAAAUACGAACGACCACCGGCGGAAGCACUUUUCGCGUCAUGCCGCCGAGUCUUCGAGAAUGUUUUGAAACCUUUACACGAGUAUAUCAAAAGACAAAUGCUAAACCCCGUCGCCAUGGCCAGCCUUAUCAACUGACUGUAGGCGCGAAAGCUUUGACAGAGGCAAAGAAAAACGAACAUGCAAAUGAGAUCCUGAAACAGAUUCUAAGUGACCCCGUAUGGAUCAACUUGCAUACUUUGCCGCAUGACCGCAACGUGUUUGAGAUCCGUCAAAGUCAAGGAUAUGGGGUUCGCUGGACAACUGAAGGAGAUGGAGUUUGGGGGUUUCGAGGGUUUUUGGAGCCACAGAUGGAGGAUGGCCAUUCAUCAAAAUGGGUUCACUGA